AUGGUCAAGGAAACGAAGCUCUACGAUUCCCUCAACAUCAAGCCUGAUUCAACCCAGGACGAGAUCAAGAAGGGCUACAGAAAAGCUGCUCUCAAGUGGCACCCGGACAAGAACAAGGACGAUCCUAGCGCCUCCGAAAAGUUCAAAGAAUGCUCACAAGCCUACGAGAUUCUUUCGGAUCCCGAAAAACGCAAAAUCUAUGACGAGUAUGGCCUCGAAUUUCUGCUGAGAGGUGGUGCACCUCCUCCUGAAGGCAGCGGGGGUCAAGGUACCCCGUUCGCCGGUGGAGGUGGCAUGCCCCCAGGCUUUGACUUUGGCGGCAUGGGCGGCGGCCCAGGCGCCCGCACAUUCCAUUUUUCCACCGGUGGAGGUGGCGCUGGCGGGCAUAGCUUCUCAAAUGCCGAUCGCAUCUUCCAGGAAUUCAUGCGCUCCGGCGGAAUGGGCGGAAUGGGCGGCAUGGGUGGGAUGCCAGGCAUGAGCGACGACUUUGAGGGCUUUGAGGGCUUUCAAUCAUUUGGAGGCUCCGGCCGCCCUGGUCGUAACAAGCCAAGAGGCAGUGGCAGUGGCCGCCCACGAGACGGCACACCAGAAAUUUCUACUGUUGAGCGACCGCUUCCCGUAACACUGGAAGAGCUCUUCAAUGGUGUCGAAAAGAAGAUGAAGAUUAAGCGCAAGACAUUCGACGAAACCGGAAAGCGCAUCCAGUCUGACAAGAUUCUGAGCGUCCCUAUCAAGGCCGGACUGAAGAAAGGCUCUAAGAUCAAAUUUAGUGGCGUCGGCGACCAAGUCGAAGGUGGCCGCCAAGACUUGCAUUUUGUUGUUGAAGAGAAACCACACCCCAUUUACAAACGAGAAGACAACGACCUGAUUCAAACCAUCACUCUCGAUCUAAAAGAGGCUCUGACAGGCUGGAAGCGAACCGUAUCUACGAUCGACGGCAAGCAGAUCAAUUUGGACAAGAGCGGGCCGACUCAACCGGGGAGCGAGGACCGCUAUCCUGGUCUAGGGAUGCCUUUGAGCAAAAAGCCCGGCGAGAGAGGUGAUUUCAUCAUCAAGUACAAGGUCAACUUCCCGUCUUCUUUAUCGGCGGCGCAGAAGAACAAGCUCAAGGAGAUUCUAUGA
Messenger RNA from Beauveria bassiana ARSEF 2860, 1122 nucleotides. RefSeq names its product DnaJ domain-containing protein. Gene Ontology annotation, biological process: translational initiation. The record is from RefSeq and is a predicted model, not a curated record. The transcript has 3 exons. Bases 1 to 1122 code for a protein of 373 amino acids. NCBI's taxonomy places the organism in Eukaryota, Fungi, Ascomycota, Sordariomycetes, Hypocreales, Cordycipitaceae. Gene Ontology annotation, cellular component: cytosol. Gene Ontology annotation, molecular function: protein-folding chaperone binding.